AUGGAGGGUGACAAGAGAAGGGGUUCUGGAACAAGAUGGCUUUGGGCGACGGCUGCUCUUAUCGCUGCCGUUGUUGCCAUGGCCAUUUCUUCCAAAACUUCUCCCAAAUUAGCUCUCUUUGGAGCAAUUGGCAAAGCAUGUCCCUGUGCUCGGGGUACACCAAAGUACAGUGGCAUGGUGGAGGAUUGUUGUUGUGAUUAUGAAACUGUGGACCGACUUAAUGACGAAGUGUUGAAUCCAUCCCUCCAAGAGCUUGUGAAAACCCCAUUCUUUCGAUAUUUUAAGGUUAAGUUAUGGUGUGACUGCCCUUUUUGGCCUGAUGAUGGCAUGUGCCGAUUGCGGGACUGUAGCGUAUGUGAGUGCCCGGAAAGUGAGUUCCCUGAAACAUUUAAGAAGCCCAAUCGCCUUUCGUUGAAUGACCUUGUUUGUCAAGAAGGAAAACCCCAAGCAGCUGUUGACCGUACUUUAGAUAGUAAAGCUUUCAGAGGAUGGACAGAAAUAGACAAUCCAUGGACGAAUGAUGAUGAGACUGACAAUGGUGAGAUGACAUAUGUUAAUCUUCAACUAAACCCUGAAAGAUAUACUGGUUACACUGGUCCAUCUGCAAGAAGGAUAUGGGAUGCUGUCUACUCUGAGAACUGCCCCAAAUAUCCAUCGAAGGAGUUAUGCCAGGAAGAAAAGAUUUUGUAUAAAUUGAUAUCAGGACUUCACUCCUCCAUAUCGAUACAUAUAGCUGCUGAUUAUCUACUUGAUGAAGCUACAAAUUUGUGGGGCCAAAAUCUAUCUAUGAUGUAUGACCGAGUCCUAAAAUUCCCUGAUCGUGUCAAAAAUUUGUAUUUCACUUCUCUAUUUGUCCUGCGAGCAGUAACCAAAGCUGCAGAUUAUCUGGAACAGGCCGAGUAUGACACUGGUAACCGUGAUGAGGACCUUAAAACACAAUCCUUGAUCAGACAGCUACUUUACAACCCCAAGCUUCAAGCUGCAUGUCCAGUUCCAUUUGAUGAAGCUAAGCUGUGGAAAGGCCAAAGUGGACCUGAGCUUAAACAAAAUAUUCAGCAACAAUUCAGAAACAUCAGUGCAUUGAUGGAUUGUGUAGGGUGUGAGAAGUGUCGAUUAUGGGGAAAGCUUCAGGUUCUUGGUCUCGGAACUGCAUUAAAGAUUCUCUUCUCUGAUGACGGACAAGAAAAUUUAGGUCAAACACUGCAGCUGCAAAGGAAUGAAGUAAUUGCAUUGAUGAAUCUUCUCAAUAGACUUUCAGAAUCUGUCAAAAUCGUCCAUGAAAUGGGACCUACUACUGAAAGAGUCAUGGAAGGACAUCUUUCUGCCUAUUCAAAACUGGUUAGCUCAUGGAAAUUUUUUUGGUCCUACAUACUUAAAGCUUAAGUGACAUUACUCCAAAGAUGAGGCUGAGGAAACCAUGUUCAUGGUUUGAAAAUUUUCCAAAGGAUGUAAAAGUAAUACAUGUAAAAUGACACGAAAUUGAAGAUAAAAGAUAUUUGAAUACAGAGAAAAAAAUUGAAAGUAAUAGAAAUGAUAUUUCUCAUAUUAU
Lotus japonicus is the source of this 1549-nucleotide messenger RNA. Its product is annotated as endoplasmic reticulum oxidoreductin-1-like. Gene Ontology annotation, biological process: protein folding in endoplasmic reticulum. NCBI's taxonomy places the organism in Eukaryota, Viridiplantae, Streptophyta, Magnoliopsida, Fabales, Fabaceae. The transcript is spliced from 9 exons. Bases 1 to 1383 code for a protein of 460 amino acids. Gene Ontology annotation, cellular component: endoplasmic reticulum; endoplasmic reticulum membrane. Gene Ontology annotation, molecular function: thiol oxidase activity; protein-disulfide reductase activity; FAD binding. The record is from RefSeq and is a predicted model, not a curated record.